Molecule: messenger RNA, 2160 nt
Organism: Cryptotermes secundus
Lineage: Eukaryota; Metazoa; Arthropoda; Insecta; Blattodea; Kalotermitidae
Product: F-box/LRR-repeat protein 2
Exons: 7
Coding region: 372-1724 (450 amino acids)
Biological process (GO): SCF-dependent proteasomal ubiquitin-dependent protein catabolic process
Cellular component (GO): SCF ubiquitin ligase complex
Molecular function (GO): protein binding
Source: RefSeq, a predicted model, not a curated record
GUAAUUUCACUACACGUGGAAGAUUACACCUGAACAGAGUGUCGGUUCAUUGACUCCGAUUCUGCUUCGCAAUCAUUCCCACAUCAUCCUGUCUCUUCAUUGAAUCCCUUGCCCUCAGUUAUAAAUCACAGAGACAAUACGAUGUAUUUCUCACAUAAACAACACACCGAUGCUAUCACCUGUAACACAUAUUCUUAUCCAUGCACAUGGUGUGGUGACAAGUCUCACAAGAAUUUACAUUCCUUGGUGGUGUAAGCAAGCAAAUAAGUUGAAGAGUGAAAUGGUCAGGCACAGGGCCACGGAGAGGAAGAUGCAAAUCCUGGCAUAUCAGGGAAAGCUGUUUUCUGAAAUUGUUAAGAAGGUAAUAUGAAAUGACAUCUGCACUGUUGUCGCUGUUGGAAGAGAAAAGAGUUACUUCUGACACUAUUUCCAAGCCAUCUCUAGUCACCAGCAAAUUCAAGUCAAUAAAUGACUUCCCAGAUGAACUCCUCCUCAAAAUCUUGUCACACUUCAGACCAGAGGAGUUAUGUCUUGUCAUUGCACAAGUUUGUGAACGGUGGAAUGCUUUGGCAAGGGAUGUGACCCUCUGGAAAUCACUUUCUUACAGAUGUGAUAAAUAUUCAGAAUUCAGUAAAGAUGUACAGGUAUUAGCAGAGGCUCCUGCACUACACUCAUUCAUCAUUGACAACCGUGAUGAUGCAUUUCAACUUCUGGAACUUCUGUUUGACAGCUGUGGUUGUCUGAAAAAGCUGAAUCUCCGGUUCUGCUCUCUCAGUGAGGACAGCACUGGCCUCUUAGCUAGUAUUGUGGCCUUCUACCCUAAUCUGGAGGAGCUGACCCUAAAGGGUUGCUUCCCACUUACGGAAGCCGGGUAUUCACUCAUUCCACGCCUGAAGAAACUAUCAGUAUUGGACCUUUCACACUCUGAGGAACUGAGUGGCAAAGCAGUCCGUCUUAUUGCAGAAAGUUGCCAGCACUUAAAGAAACUUAACCUGGAUGAUGUAAGAAAGAUUUCUGAUGACGAUGUAGUGCAUAUCAUCAAAAAACUGGGAAGCCAGCUGAUAACCCUGAUCUUGGAUGGAGAAGAUCUCACAGAUGUUGCAUUUUCUAACCUUAGUAAUUGUGUCAGGCUUCAGGAACUAGAAGUUUCCUUCUGUGACCAAAUGACUAAUAAAGGACUGCUGAAAGGAAUUGGAUCACUGCAGCAACUUCACUCUUUGCAUCUCAAGAAGGGUCACAACUUGACUGCUCGUGGAUUGUCCAUGUUUCUCCAUCGACCUGCUAUGGCUUGCAUGGUGUGUUUGAAUCUUUCGGAAUGUUCCAGCCUGGAUGAUUAUGGUUUGGAAAGAAUUGCAAACAGAUGCGUCCAUUUGAGAACAUUAUCACUCUGUUGGUGCUGGGAUGUGACAGAUGCUGGCAUCAUGAUGGUAAUGAGGUGCUGCAAUCAGUUGCGUGUGCUGGAUCUUCUUGGUGUUGUGUGUAUUACAGGUAUUGGUUACUUUGCACUAGUGCCUUCUCAUCUGCCAUACCUCAGGCGAUUGAAUCUGGAGCAGUGCAACAGGGUGUGUGACAAGUCUGUAGAAGAACUUGUGGCUGCUGCUCCAGAACUGGAAGUUAUUGAUUAUUAUGGUCAUCGUGUGGUAGCAGGAAUGAGUGAGUCGAGUAACAGUACAAGUACUAAAGAGGAAGAUGCUAAGUGGUUGAGUGCAGAUGAAGGUCAUUGACAGAAGUCAUUGGAUCAUGUGUAUUAACUACAAGUGAACUAGCACUUGAAAAUAUUUCAGAAAUAGUAAAUUUUUAAGUACAGGUCCGUUUUUCAGGCACACAUCUUGUGCUGUGGUUGCUUUGCUGGAGAAGUGGAAUUCAUCAUUGGUGGUCACAGGGCAAAACACAAGAAUUUAAACAACUAUAAAAAAUUUCAAAAUGCAUAAUUUAUUUUUAUGCAAUAAUGAAUGAGAAAUUAUUUUUCAUAACAGUUAAUAAUAUUGAAGACAUUGUACUUCCUGAUGGUAGUGUUCAAAGUGCCAUAACAUGUUAUAUGAUAGUUUUGAUCAGGCUUCCUUUGAUUGUCAGCUAAAUAUGAAAGUACGUAUGUAUGUAUGUAUGUAUUUCGUCUCUAUAGAUCAUUGUUACAUGAUAUAGGACAAGUCAGAUACUGUA